CUGUUAGGUAAAUAAUCAUUUGAUCAUCGCGGUGUGUGGAGGAGGGCCUAUAAACCAUGGACUCAGACCUGGAUUACGCGGACGGAGUGGAACUGGAGGAGGGGGAGUACGAGUACAGCAAGGAGCGCGAGCCGGAGGACUAUGACUACGACACGGAGGAGCUGCAGUUCAACGACGACGGUCUGACGCUUCAGGAGACGGUCGACCACUGCGUAGUGCCGACCGCCAACGACGCCAUCGCACAUGUCGGCAAACUGCUCUUCUGGUGCUUUGUCCUGCGCAUCGUUGUUGCACUAUGCUGCGGCCGCGCGCCCCGCGUCGCCCACCUGGCCUCUGCGCUGAUCGGCUGUCUGGUGCUGCACCACUUUUUCGCCGAGCUGGCCGCCUCGUUCGUGGUGCACGCGGCGCUCUCGUACGUGGCGCUGGCAGCCAGCUCUCGACUGCUGCCGGCCGCCACGGCGCCGCUCAGCCUGCUCGUCUCGCUCACCUUCGUGUUCGCCUGUGAGAUGUGGUAUUUCACGGCCGACAAGUGGCACACUGUGCGCGGCGGACAGAUGAUCCUCGUGAUGAAGACGGUCUCGGUGGGUCUGGACCUGUCGGGCGCGGUGGUCGGCGGCGGCCCGGUCGCGCCCGGCGCCCCGGGCAGCCGGCCGGCGCCCGGGCCGCUCCAGUACGCCGGCUAUCUGCUGCACCCGGGCACCACUGUGUUCGGACCGUGGAUCGCGCUCGACGACUACAUGCUCUCAAUGGAGAGCCGGCCACUGGAGCUGCUGAGUGUACGCUGGAUGGUGACAUCGGUCGGCAGUCUGGUGGCCGGUCUGCUCUUCAUGAGCAUCUCGACGUGCUGGCUCAACUAUCUGCUGCCCGACCGGACCGUGCUCAUCACCGUAUGGAUCGUGGCGUACCGGGAGGCCCUGGCGUUCCGCUGCAGCCACUACUUUGUCUCGUUCGUCUCCCAGGCGGCGGCCACCAUAUCGGGCAUCAGCGGCGCAGUCUGGUCUCCCGGAGGUGAACUGCUAGUUAGCCGGCCGACCGCCAUUGAGGCGCCACGGUCGCUGGUCGAAGUGGUUGUCAACUGGAAUCUGCCCAUGCACUACUGGCUCAAAACAUACGUGUUCCGCGUGGCGCGGCCGGCCGGCGUCUGGGUGGCCGUGCUGUGCACCUAUGUGGCCAGCGCGGUGCUGCACGGCGCCAACUUCCAGCUGUCGGCCGUGCUGCUCUCGCUGGGCCUGUACACGUUCGCCGAGGACCGGCUGCGCACCCAGCUGGCCGACGCGCUGGGCGGCUGCGUGCAGGCGCGCCGGUGCGUCCAGCCGUGCCGCCGCCACCGGCUGGGCGCGGCGCUGUGGUCGGUGCGCCUGCUGAACGCCGGCCUGGCGCUGCUGGCCGCCUGGCACCUGGCCUACCUGGGCAUGGUGUUCGACGGCUCGCCGACCGGCUCGGCCGGCUACAGCUGGCGCCACACGCUCGGCAAGUGGGCGCUGCUCGGCUACAGCAGCCACUGGGUGGCGCUCGGCACGCUGGUCGUCACCUGGCUGCUCUGAGCGGCGUCCGGGACCGGCGCCCGCGCCGCCGCCGACACAGGUCAGCAGGGGCGCCGGCCGCUCAGUCCGGCCCGGUCAGAGGGGAUGGAGACCGGCAGAGAGGGACGCCGGUCCGUCCUUCAUAUCGCUACUUUAAACAUAAUUCGUAUUUAAGAUGCGUCUGGCGAUUGCGAGAUACUAGAUGUUUGGUAUGGUCAAACUAGAACCCGGUCAGCUGGCAGAACGCGUGAGGUGAUUCAGCCCAACCGAUCUUCAUGGGAGACUCCUGAAUGACUAGGUUUGCUGCUAUAAUGACUCGAAUCUCCCCGUUCAACGGUCUCAGUGUCAGAUCUGAUCAUUUGGAGCUGCUGAUCACGCUGUGUGUCUGUGUUGACUGCCAGUUUGUCUCUCGGCUGAGUGGGCGGCCGUCACCCGGUGGGUUUGUGGGACAGUGACUGCUGUCCAUCAGUGCCGUACCGGCGGGCCGUGUGCUCCGUAUCAGUGUCCGGGGAGGAGCCGAGCGGAGUCUGUCAGUGUGUCCAGUGUCGCUGUGGGAAGCCGGUGGCGGGGUCUACGUGUCAGCUGUCCGGGAUCGGUACUAUAGGCAUUAUUUCGACUUUCUUAGGAUCCCAGCGUCUAUGUGUAUUCAGUGUUGCUUUCUGUUGCAUGCCAUGUUUCCUUAGAAGAUUCAUCGUUGCUAGUACGGUUUAUUUGGAUCACAAAUAUCAUGUGCAUCGUGUGUAUCUAUGUUACAGGUUUUAACGUAACAUUGCGACGUUUUGAGACGUGCAGCUAUUUUAGAUAUCGAUCUCAUAAGAUUCGCGUAGUGUAGUAAAUCCGGCUUAUCGGUACUCCCUAUGCAUUUAUCCCAGUUUAGGGGAUUAAGCUGCAAAAGUUAUUCUGUCCCACGGUUUCGCUAGGCCUUGGUGCAACUUUCUGUAGUUCUUUGCUACUACCGGCCGGGAUGCAUGUGGAAAUAUGUUUGAUCGACAUCCGCCUUUUCCGUAUACCGCAUUGAAGGUGUAGUCUUUUUGAAAUUGGGCAUUUUUUAUUUGUUUAUCCGCUUAAUUUGCUGUUAUGUUAUUCGCACGUAGGUAGCAUUUCUUGCUAUAACCCUGCACUCAUGUAUUCGAUCUCUAACAUUUGAUUUGGUCGGUUUUACGCCACCUUUACCCCGGCCAGACUCCGAGGUUCGGGAAAUACUUAGCUAACCCAGAUGCCAGUUCCUUUUUCAUAGUUACGAUGAUUUAACAGCCAGUUAUAGUAGUCUUGCCAUAACAUGUUUUUGUGUGGAAUCCAAGUAAUCUCUACGAAAGCGCACACGAACCGUCUUUCUACUCGUUGCUCAUUUAAGCCAUGCUUACGCACUGAAGUGCAUCCAUCAGGGUCAAGAUGGAGGUUAGAGUACUGAAAAAAAUGAGAAUGGCAUGAAAAUUAGAGAGAAAGUUUGGCAACAGCGUGCUUUGUGCUGCCUCGAUUGAUAACAUAUCAAUUCAGGAGAAGUUCUAUUUUUGGUAGCCUACCAGUACCGACAUAAUACAUAUCUACGCUGUUUAUAGCGUGUCGUGUUAUAACGUGUGUUGUGGGUCUACGCAUCAAAAUCCGCAUCUGCCUGUGUCUAUAUUGCUACUUUACCUCAGUGCGAACCAAUAGCCGUUGCUCUCACAAAUCGUGAUGUAGGUUUGAUGUAGCGCCUGGCUGUUCGUCAUCUGUAGGAGUGCAUUCACUGAUAAUGUCCCUAUUAGGAAAGUGCCUGAUUUACCAUGAGGAUCCUCUUUUGCCGAUUAUCUCAUCGCUGCACUCGUCCAUAUCACCUCUAUUGAAUGUCGCCUUCGUGUGUGUUUUGUGUUCGAUCUGUGUGACCUAGUGCAGCCUAGUGUCGUCUCCUUUGAAUCUCGCUGUGCGUCGCUGUGCCAAACCGGCUGUUUUGCCCCGCUGUGCUGUCUGUGAUAUACGUAGAACUUCUGUGCUGCAUGGUGGUGGGUUGUGGCUUUGUCCUAGCUUUUCCUAGCGCUAUUGCUGACAUGUCUCCGUGAAACGGGAAGGGAAUUUUGCAGUCUGAGAGCCAGUUUCGGCCGGCUGAGAAUGGAUGGGAGGUGUGAAAAUUGUUUAGACGGCGGCAUUUGAUGCCUAGGAUUGGAAGCCGUGUUGUUCUGAUGGUGGGUGUGUAAAUGUGUCCUGGGAGGACAGGAGUAUCCGUUAUCAAAAGACGUUCAAUACAAGGUCCUAAGUUG
This is a messenger RNA of Amphibalanus amphitrite, 3757 nucleotides long. Its product is annotated as protein-serine O-palmitoleoyltransferase porcupine-like. Bases 57 to 1544 code for a protein of 495 amino acids. Gene Ontology annotation, biological process: canonical Wnt signaling pathway; lipid modification; protein palmitoylation. Gene Ontology annotation, cellular component: endoplasmic reticulum; membrane. The transcript is spliced from 8 exons. The record is from RefSeq and is a predicted model, not a curated record. Gene Ontology annotation, molecular function: palmitoleoyltransferase activity; Wnt-protein binding. NCBI's taxonomy places the organism in Eukaryota, Metazoa, Arthropoda, Thecostraca, Balanomorpha, Balanidae.